AUGUCAUAUAGCGAAUUUGAUACUCCAUGGGUAGAAGAACCCUGGGAGUCGCCAGAGACUGCCCUCCGUGACGCCGAUGGUACCAGACUCUACGAGACUGAUGACAGUGGCCUUCUGUUCAAAAUAAUCUAUCUCAAUGACGUUCCCAGACUGAAGCAAUAUCUUCCUGUUUAUUCCCCGCCUCUUGAUAUCGAAGAUAAGGAGUUCAAUGACCCUUUCUGUGUCGCCGCGUCGCAGGGGCGCACCGAUAUUCUCCGUGUUCUCGUGGACUACUAUAAGAACGACUCAACGAAAGUGCCGCUCCAUCAGCGAAAAUUUUCAUUAUUGACGGCGGCGUGCAGGGAAGCACAGCUCGAAACGGCGCAGUUUAUCCUAGACAGUCAGCUGGCACUCAGUUCAGUCUAUAUUGACCAAGCAUACCGUGAUGAAGCACUCUUAGCGACUGCCAGGUCCCUGACUGCUUUGCCCCCCAGUGACUGCAAACAUGAGACGCCGAAUGAUUCUGAGCACUGGAGGAGCAGCCGUAUCGCUCGGGCUGAAGAAUUAAUGCGCUUACUUCUUGAUGGCGGCGCGUCUGCUCAAGCGGCCGAGAUCCCCACAACAGAAGUGGAAUGGGCGACUAUGGUACUUUUCGGAGGCUCUGUGAGCCGGCACGAUGGCGACAACAGCCAACCACUACAGUCCUUUGGUACGGUUCUCGGUCUGGCCUCCUCUGGAGCCGGCUACGCGUUGGUGAACCGACUGAUUGACCAAGGGGCCAAUGUACAUGCCAAGGAGCAGUACCAGCAUCAGCCUUCAUCUACAUUUUGGUCUGAAAUGCAGAUGCCAUGGGAUGUCACCGCACUUCAUGUUAGUAGCAUGUAUUGGAAUCUAGAGGCCAUCCAGACGCUUCUUGACCGCGGUGGAAGAACCAUCACGGAAUCACUAUCAUGCCGCGAUAGUAAUGGGCGUCUACCGCUUCACUGGGCUGCCGCGGGCCCUGGCUCAUUUGAGUGCUGGCUUUCUGACGAUAAAGUCGGGAAUCGGGUCAUUGAUGCCUUCAAACUACUUUGCUCUGGAAGCGAUAUCAAUGCUCGGGACAACCAGGGCGAGACUGCUUUACAUUACGCUGUAAGGGGCCACGCCUGCUGUGGCGGAAGCAAGCACUUUGGUACUAUACUGAGGUUCAUGUUGGAGAACGGGGCGGGCGCAGAUGUGAUCAACACCAAUGGUCAAACCGUGCUACAUAAAAUGGCCGCCCACUGCCUGGCUGGCGAUCCCAUUGACACUGCUCUGAUAGAUACUCUUUUAUCGCAGGGUGUCAAAAUCAACCAACAAGACAAAGACGGGAAUACGCCAUUGCAUCUAAUGGCCAGGAAUCUACGUCAGGUUCAAGCUACCAGAUUUCUGAUUAGUCAAGGUGCGGAUGUCUCUCUCACUAAUGGUAAUGGCAAUACAGCUUUACACGAGUGUUUGAGGAUGGGAACCAUUUUGCACAGGCAGACAAGUAACGGAAGUGUACGUCCCACACUCGCUGAUCGGACGAGAGCGCUGGAUGAGAUGGUUGCUGUCUUGCUGGAGGUAGGGGGUGAUACCAUGAUGGACCAGCCUAAUCUAGCGGGCGAGACGCCGCGACAGCUGGAGUUUAAGAAACUGGCUAUGUGGCAGAAGUUGGAGGAAGAUGCAAUCGCGAGAAAACGUUGA
Molecule: messenger RNA, 1683 nt
Organism: Penicillium cataractarum
Lineage: Eukaryota; Fungi; Ascomycota; Eurotiomycetes; Eurotiales; Aspergillaceae
Exons: 1
Coding region: 1-1683 (560 amino acids)
Molecular function (GO): protein binding
Source: RefSeq, a predicted model, not a curated record